AUGCCACGUACCCGUUCUUAUAAUACACAACUUAAAAAGAAUAGAAUUUAUGAUGAGAUUCGCUCUACACAUGAAUACUUAUAUCCCGGAGAUCUAGAAUUCGCAAUUUCAAAAGAAAAAAUCCAAAAUUCUGAAAUUUGUAGUAAAUAUGAAAUAGAAAAUAAUCUAAAUAGAUUAGAGACAGACAAAGUUAAUCUUAAUUUUGAAAAAUAUAAGGAAGAUCAAGAAGCAAUAAUUAAGAAUUUUAAAUUCCAUUCACAAUAUUUAUAUAAAGAAAUUACAGAAAAACUUAAUCUAUUCAAAUAUAUUGUAACAAGAAUCUAUUCAAAGGAUGACUUUGAUACUAAAGCUUUCAUAGAUUUAGUCAUUAAAAAUAUUAGUGAUACUUCUAAACUUACUUUCUUUAAGAUUCAAGCAAAUACUUAUAAGUCAAGUUUAUUUAAAUUUAAAGUUCAACCAUGUCUGUACAAUAUUGUUCAUAUUGUUCUUUUUCCUUCUGCUGAAAAUAAUAACAGUGCUUCUGAGCCAAAAAUAAGUGAAAUAAUUGAAGGAGAAGAAAAUAAUAACGGACAAAUAUUUCCACCUUUAGUUCGAUCAAAACGUUUUUGUGAUAAAAACGC
Molecule: messenger RNA, 620 nt
Organism: Dentiscutata erythropus
Lineage: Eukaryota; Fungi; Glomeromycota; Glomeromycetes; Diversisporales; Gigasporaceae
Source: the annotation of a GenBank genome assembly